AUGGCUGCAUUCGCAGCAAAGGUUUUAUCAGAGAUGGGGUGGGAGCAGCACUACGCACUCCCAGUACUCAACAAUGAAAACAAGGCUUUAAUAGACGAGAUAUGUGAUAUAAAGAGGGAGCUCUUGAAACUGAAAAACAAACGCGAGACUAACCGAGAAAAAUCGCAAUUAGGAGUCGAUUGCCUGAAAAAUGCAAAAAAGGAGCUGGAACUCACAGAGGCUCUGUGCAGAGCCAAAGACAGAGAAGAAGAUUUGGAGAAACACCUUACCGCCAUUGCCGAAAGAGAAAAGGGCCGUCUGGGGCAAGAAAAUACUAAGAUGGAAAAUGAUCUUCAAUAUUUGGCUGAAAAGACAAAAACUCUUGAGAAACACAUCUUAAAGGCUAAACAGAAGCUGGAGCAAUUUCGGUUGCAAAUGAACUGGGACCAGCGGGCCAUGAGUUCUUUUUUGGAGGAGUCGACCAUAAAAGAUGAUGACAUGAUGGCCAUUAUGAAGUACUCACAUCAGGAUGAGCAGAGGAUCAAGUCACUUACUUUGGCCAUUGAGAGGACAACAGUGGAGGGGAAUAAAAAGCGCAAAGCACUCGACAAGGAAAUGACAGAAACCUUAGCCGUACAGAUCGCUUUAGACAAAACGACUGAGAAUUUGCAGCAGGCUCACGUGGAAACUGAGCAGAUCAUCCACCAAUGGGAAAACACCAUCCAACAGAUGAAGCAAAGAGAUGCAUAUAUGCACCAGUGUGCUCUGAAACUUGCAGAGACCAACCAGAUCAUCAGAGAAAGGAAUGGCACUUUGACGGAAAUGAGGCACUUGCAGGACUCCCAGUUCAACGACAACAAGGACAAAGAGAAGAAGUUGACCGCAGCCAAUCAACGAGCUGCAAAACUGCGACUGACCUUCAAGGAGCAGGAGAGGAAUUACGUUGAGAUGCAGGAUGAGCGGAAAAGUUGCAAAGCUUUACUGGAUAGAACAACCUCCAGCGUGCACUCGAUGAGGUCCCACAUACGCAGGCUCAAGGAAGACAUCCGGAACAACAACGACAAACUGAUUAAGACCUGGGCCCAAAAUGCUGCCCUCGAGGAGAAGCUGAUAUCGGAAGCUGAAAACGCCAUGAGUGAGAAAGAGAGAGCUGGCCAGAUGGAAAAUUUCCUCAAGGAAGAGGAACAGGCCAUCAAGGAGCUGGAAGUUCAGCUACGUGAGCGUGGCAAGGAGCUUGUCCGCUGCAAACAGCAUGGGGAGGACUUUAGGGAAAAGGAAAAGAAUUAUAUGGCACAUAUAUUACGGAGCAGAUGCACCAUCAACACGUUGGAAACCCAGCUCAGCAAACAGGAGGACUACUUAGUCAAACAGAUGAUGAUCAUGAAUGAAAAGGACUCCCAGUUAAUCAUUUUAGAUAAAAAACUAGCACGACUGCAAGGUGUUGUCGGUGAUUCCGACGAAAAGAUAGGGAUGGAAUUAAAGAUCACGGAGCUGCUCACAUUCCUCGAAGAGAGGAAGAAGACGUCCAGUAAGAUCCUCAUCAAAAUCAAGGAGUCUGAGGAGGACAUUCGCUAUUUGAGGAAAGAGAGGGAGGACUCCGCUGAUCAGAAGGAAGAGCUGUACAACAAAGUAGCAGAAGUCAAGCUGAUCAAUAAUAAUAUCGAGAGAGAGCUGAAGAAACUCGCGCUGAAGAAACAGGAACACAUCGUGGAGCAGAACAUCUCCAAACUGGAGGUGAGGCGUAAGCGGGAUCUGCUGUUCAAUAAAGCCAACAGCAUGGUGUCCUUGGAGAAAAGACAACUGAAUGUCAAGAAAGCCAUCCAGGAGAGGCAAGAGGAGAUCAGAGUCUACAGUCAAAUGCUCAGUCAGCAAUUGAGGACCACGGAGCAGGAGAGACAGAAAAUCAGUAUGGAAUUGAAUGGAAAGUUGUCUAAGAUUGACGCCUCGAAGAAACAUUACGAGGUUGUGACCUUUACCAUGGCAGCCCAAGAGGAUGACGAGGAUGCGGUGAAGUCUCAAGCUCACUACAUCGCACAGGCUGCGCUGGAGAAAGCGGAACUCAAGCAGCAAGGGGAGUGUCUGGAUAACAAAAUCCGCAAAGCCGAACAGGAAAAUAAAGCUCUGGAGAACACGACUCUAUUAUUCCAUUUCAGUAAUACUGGAUUUCAUACAACAGUCGUCAAAGCGAAAGAAGCCACUCCAGAAUAUCAGGAAAAGUUUGAGCUUGAAGAACAGCUUCAGGUAGCCAAGGAGACGUUGGAGUCCAAGAGGCAACUCGUUCAAAAGCUUCGUGAGGAGCUACAGGAAAUUAACAGUGCCUUGAAGAAUCGACUACAAGCCAAACAGGAUCUGGAGAAAGAAGUCAGGCAGCAAAUGGAAUUUAACGAUUCUAUCAAUGAGAUGCUCAUCACCGCCACCAAGUUCAAACCUCACCUCAAAUCGGCACUGCAGCAACACUUUCAGCAGGCCAAUCUACUUUUUCCAUCUCUUGCCACCCCUGGCAUAAGUCGAGGGUCCAACCUGGUCAGCAGCUCUCUCUCAGUCAGGUGUGCUGCAUUCUCAGCCAGUAGCCGCAAGCCUUCUGAUGAUCCGGACACAACUGUGAAGACUAUAAUGUUGAGUGUUGCCAUGGCAGUUUUCCCAGAGAUGGGCUGGGAGGAGUGUUACGCUGUUCCUGGGCCCAAUACUGAAAACAAGGCUUUAAUAGAAGAGAUUAUCAAGAAAAGGAAAGAACUCUGGCUAUUGAGAAGCAAGCGAGAGAGUCACAAAGAUCAAACGCAACUGGCAACGGAAUUCUUGAAACAUGUUAAAGCAGAGCUGGAAAAUAUGGAGGCUCUGUGCCAGGCCAAAGACAGAGAAGCUGAAGUGGAGAUACACCUCACUGCCAUCGCACAGAGAGAAAUUGGCCAUCUGACGCAGGAGAACACUCAGAUGGAAAACGAGCUUCGAUCUUUGGCUGAGAGGAAAAACAUGCUGGAGAGUCACAUAUUCAAGGUGAAACAAAAGCUGGAGCACUUUCGCAUCCGAAUGGACUGGGACCAGCAGGCCAUGGAUUCUUUUUUGGAUGAGUCGACACGAAAAGAUGACGACGUGAUGGCCAUCAUCAAGUACGCGCAGCAGGAUGAGCAGAGGAUCAAGUCACUCACUUUGGCCAUUGAGAGGACAACGCUGGAGGCCAAUAAAAAGCGCAAAGGACUUGACAUGGAAAUGACAGAGAAUUUAUCUGCACAGAUUGCUUUAGACAAGAUGACAGAGAAUUUGCAGCAGGCUCACCAAGAAACUGAGCAGAUCAUCCACCAGUGGGAAAACACCAUCCAACAGAUGAAGCAAAGAGAUGCUGAUAUACAACAGUGGGCUCUGAAACUUGCAGAGACCAACCAAAUCAUCAGGGAAAGGAAUGGCUCCUUGACAGAAAUGAAGCACCUGCACGACUCGCAGAUGAAUGACAACAAGCAAAAAGAGGGGAAAUUGGCCACAGCCAAUCGUGAGGCUGCAAAACUACGGCAGGAACUGAAGGAGCAUGAGAAGAAUUAUAUGGAAAUGCAGGAUGAGCUAAAAAGUUUUAAAACCUCACUGGAUAGAACAACCUCCACUGUGGAGUUGAUGAAGUCCCACAUCUCCAGGCUCAAGGAAGAAAUCGAGAAAAACAAUGUCAAAAUGAAGCAAACCUCGGCCCAAAAUGCUGCCCUUGAGGAGAAGCAGAAAGCUGUGACGCAGAAUGCCCUGAGUGAGAAGGAGAAAGCUGCCCAAAUGGAACAGUUCCUCACAGAUGAGGAGCAGGCCAUAAAGGAGCUGGAUGUCCAACUGCGUGACUGCAGGGAGGACCUCUUCCGUUGUAAACAGCAUGUUGACAACCUCAAGAGAAUGGAGAAGGACUCUUUGGCCCAAGAGUUGUGGAGCAAAUCUACCAUCACUAGUCUGGAACGUGAGCUCAGGAAACAGGAGAAGCAUUUGAUAAGACAGCAGAUGAUCAUGAGUGAAAAAGACUUCCAAAUUAUCCUUUUGGAGAAAAAGCUUGCACGACUGAAAGGUGUUGAUGACUCAGAUGAAAAGCAAGUGUUAGAAAUGAAGAUCAGCGAACUGAGCAAAGCCCUGGAUGAGAGGAUGAAGACGUCCAGCAAGAUUAUUAACGGAAUCAAAGAGUCUGAGAGUGAUAUGCGCUAUUUGAGGAAAGAGAAUGAGAGGUCAGUAGCUGAGAAGGAAGAGCUAUACAACAAAGUUGAAGAGUUGAAGCUAAUCAAUAGUAAUACUGAAAAAGAGCUGAAGAAACUUGGCCUCCGUAAACAGGAACAGAUGGUGGAGCAGAAUAUCUCCAAGCUGGAGGUGAAGCGUAAAAGGGAUCUUCUGUUCAACAAAGCCAACAGCGUAGUGUCCUUGGAGAAAAGGCAACUGAACGUGAAGAAAGCCAUUCAGGAGAGGCAAGAGGAGAUCAGAGUCUACAGUCAAAUGCUCAGCCAGGAACUGAAGACUACAGAGCAGGAGAGACAGAGAAUCAGUGCUGAACUGAAUGGAAGGUUUUCCAAGAUUGACGUCAUGAAGAAACAUUUCGAAGUUGUGACCUUUACAAUGGUGGUCACUGGAGGGGAUGAGGAGGAUGCAGUAAAGUGUCAAGCACAAUACAUCGCCAAGGCAGCGCUAGAGAGAGCAGAACUCGUGCAGCAGGGAGAGUGUCUAACUGCCAAAAUACGCAAGGCUGAGCAGGAAAAUAAAGCUCUGGAGAACACAACUCUGUUAUUCAAUAUCAGCAAUUCUGGAUUCCACACAUCAGUCAACAAAGCAAAAGAAUCCAGUCCAGAAUACCAGGAAAAACUCGAGAUGGAAAAGCAGGUGUGUUUGAUUGAAGACACACUUAAAUACAAGAGAAGACAAGUCAGAGAGCUUCAGCAAGAUCAACAGGAACUGAACAAUGUCUUAGAGAGUGUUCUCCAGGCCAAACAGGUUGAAAACCAAAAGAUCGAAUACAUGCAGUCCCUCAUCAGCAAACUGAAUCGGGAGGUUGCUUCCCAGCAGGAAAAAAUAAACAGAGCCAAAAAACAGUGCUCCAAACUAACCCAAAAGAUCCGUUCCUCAAGAAACACCAAGGCAGAGACUUUCGAGGAGAAGGACAUCAGGCUGAGACAGUUAAAGGACUUCAACAAGAGUAUCAACAAGAUGCUCAAUGAUGCCACAAAGGACAGGGCUGACCUCAGAUCAGUGUUGGAGAGAUACUUACUCCAGACCAACUUGUCUUUUCCGUCUCCUCCCUCCACUCCCGGCAGCCACCGAAGCUCCAAGACCAACUCGGCCCGUAUCUCUACCUCGUCCAGGUCUUCAGCUUCCUCAACCAGCAGACGGGGAACCUCUGCACCUCAGUCCCCUCUACUGAAGACUGUGACCCUGAGUCUGGAUCUAGCUGUUCCCUCUCUUCCUCCUUCAGCCAGCAGAGGCUCCAGCUCAGCCAGCAGUCGCUUAAAGAGUCCAUAGCAUAAUACUAUUAUUACAAAAUGUUUCACCAAUGCAGCGGAGUUCAUUCUAGGAAUAAUUACAGCACCCCCACUAAUGAGAUUAUGUUGUCCUUGCUGUUUGUUUCUUGUUUGUGUUUUUAUGUCAGCAGGCCUAUGUAAAAAUAUUUAAACCUGUUUCCCCAAAAAUUUAUGGAGGGAUGGGGACUGCAGAGGCAAGGAAGAACACGUUAAAUUUAAGACUCUUGUUAACAUUUCUUUAACAUCUGAGAUAUAUGACUAUCUUAUGCAAAAUAUAGUUGAUAAAAAAAAGUCGACAUACACAUGCCAGGUUUUUGUCGAAUAACAGAAUGAGACCAAGAUAAAUCAUACAUCAGAGUCACAUUAAUGGUUGGAAAAGUUUUGAAAUGAUUUAUUGUGGGCUACAUUUUUAAACCAUAUACACCUGACAUAUGAACCGGGGUGUGUAGACUUUUUAUAGCCACUGCAAAGUUUCCUAUUUCUGGGCAUAACUACAGAAAGAACCGGGGUUCAAUCCCCAGCCCCGCCUGUGUGGAGUUUGCAUGUUCUCCCCGUGCCUGCGAGGGUUUUCUCCGGGCGCUCCGGUUUCCUCCCACAUCCCAAAAACAUGCAUGUGAGGUUAAUUGACAACUCUAAAUUGCCCGUAGGUGUGAAUGUGAGUGCGGAUGGUUGUUUGUUUGUAUGUGCCAUGCGAUUGGCUGGCAACCAGUUCAGGGUGUACCCCGCCUCCUGCCCGAUGACAGCUGGGAUGGGCUCCAGCACGCCCGCGACCCCAGUGAGGAGAAGCGGCUCAGAAAAUGGAUGGAUGGAUGCAACGACAGAAAGAAAACGGUUGCCCCUUAAUUUGGCCCAUAACAUUUCUGUUUUGACCCCUUAUUUCCCCGACUCUUGAGAUUUAUGACAUUUAUUACAGUUCUGUGCUUCCAACUUCGAGGGCACAGCUUCGUGAUGGCCUUCUCCUUUUUCAUCAAAUAAUGGUUGGAUGAGUGUUGGUUUGAGAGAACUACAACUACCUCAAGAACCAUCCAACACCUUUUAGAUGAACUACAACAAGAACAAAAGGACAAAACAUCCCUCGGACACACUCCAUUAUCAUGUACAAAGUCUUAUCACUUUCUACUUGAGAAUUCAUUAUCAGCAGUUUCCAUGCAACAUGGCAGGAAUGUGCGUCUAAAGCGUGACCCUGAACCAUCAAAGCGCCAGCACCUCACAGAGAUAGGUGGUGAAGUAAAGGGAUUCAAACCUGCUCAAACAGCGUUUGUCACAGCUACUUUCUCACACGUUUCUCGCACAAGAAAACAAAUCCAUUUUGGGCGCGUUUACAUGGUGAAUUGAAGCUUUUGAGGCCCACAGAGGGCCUCAAAGGAGUCACCAUAGAAUUGACAUUAUCAAGAGACCUGUCAUAUUUGUUGCAUUAAUUUAGCUGUUUUUCAAAAUGUUAUAUUAAUUUAUCUCAGUAAAUAAUUUAUUGUAUAGCAAACAAAAAAUGUUAACUAUUUUACUUAUUCUUUUUCUAAAAUAACUUCAUUAUGAAGAAAGAGACAUAUAAAUAUACGUAAAUUAAAUAAAAAAUGAGCAUAGAUUAUUAUAUUAUUAAAAUAAGUGGUUUUAUUUGUUGCA
Messenger RNA from Phycodurus eques (leafy seadragon), 7061 nucleotides. It is a transcript of the gene ccdc39, whose product is annotated as coiled-coil domain containing 39. NCBI's taxonomy places the organism in Eukaryota, Metazoa, Chordata, Actinopteri, Syngnathiformes, Syngnathidae. The coding region runs from base 1 to 5442 and encodes 1813 amino acids. The transcript has 39 exons. Gene Ontology annotation, cellular component: axoneme. The record is from RefSeq and is a predicted model, not a curated record. Gene Ontology annotation, biological process: cilium movement; cilium-dependent cell motility; inner dynein arm assembly.